Fusarium tjaetaba is the source of this 2055-nucleotide messenger RNA. Its product is annotated as quinic acid utilization activator. The transcript has 7 exons. The coding region runs from base 1 to 2055 and encodes 684 amino acids. Lineage: Eukaryota; Fungi; Ascomycota; Sordariomycetes; Hypocreales; Nectriaceae. Gene Ontology annotation, cellular component: nucleus. Gene Ontology annotation, biological process: regulation of DNA-templated transcription. Gene Ontology annotation, molecular function: DNA-binding transcription factor activity, RNA polymerase II-specific; zinc ion binding. The record is from RefSeq and is a predicted model, not a curated record.
AUGGAAGACUCUCGCCCAACUAAGCGCGCACGACAAGCUUGCGAGCCAUGUCGUCGCAAAAAGUCCAAGUGUCCUGGCGAGAAGCCCGUGUGUUCAUACUGCGAGCGGCUCGGCCAGAUAUGCGUUUAUGAAUCAGGCUCUGAUAGCCAAGGUCAAAGAGCGCGUUCGGAUAGAUCGCUGGAGCUUCGAAUGGAAACCCUAGAGGAGAAAUUGGACCUGUUUAUCGAUCGCCUUGAUCCUGUAAUCAAUGAUUCACGCCGCCGCUCAGCGUCGCAGCAGGAAGGAGGACAUACACCGAGGUCCAUAGUCAGUCACGAUGAGCUUCCAUACAUCGGUGAAAUCGUACACCUAAGAUCCGCGCCAGGCACAGAAUCACUCGUCGAGCCAAGUAGUGAUGAACUAGCUUCACUUUAUUUAACCUGGCUACAUCGACAACCUCUGGUCCUAUUCAACGCCGAAACGUUUGCAGAGUCACUGCCACGUAGAGAGGCAGACCUGGUAUUGGCACUACGGGCAUUAUGCCUUCGGUUUCCUCCCAGGUUAUUGAGUGAACAAUAUCGCCAGCGCCUUCAUGCCAUGGCACGAAUCUCGCGGCAAUCUGUGAUGGAUAAAGUGUUCAGUAGCCGUGUCGACUGUUCCGUGUUACAAACGCUAUGUCUUUUGAGCCUUUUUGAACAUGCAGAAGGAAAUACUGUCCAAGCAGGGCUACACCUCAGUACGGCGGUUCAGCUGCUGAGCGGCAUUCCUAAGGGUAGCUUCCUCGGUGAAGCUGCCGAGUUCAACAACUGCAUUCGAAGCAUAUUUGUGCUUCAUCACCUGCAUGGAAGCGUAGUCUCAAGCGUAUGGCCCACUGCCAUGACGCACGGCGAGGACACAUCCCUGGGAACUUCACAGUGCUCAGCGUGGCUUCUUCCGCCAGAGAAGUCAUCAUCAUGCGAUAUGGAUCGAGGCAUCAUGAAGUACACAAUUCCUCUUUCGCAAAUAUGGCGAGCAGUGAGAAUCUACGCCUCGCGCCGUGUUUUCUCAGACACCUUGCCACCAUGGAAUCCGCGCUCCGAUUAUUCCCAGGUUACAUAUCGACACCUCGAGAUUGACUGUAGUGUGCCACUGAAAUAUCGCUUCUCUGCUAACCAGAUUGACAAGCAGACGCCUCAAACUCUGCAACAAAACAGAGGGUAUUGGGGUCCUUACUUGUUCACUCAAUUCGUCUAUGCUUCCAUUCCUGUUAUCCUCAAUCACCCAUUUCUUUUGUCCAUGAGACUACGGCACUUUCGACACACUAUGCCCCAAUCAUUUGUCAACAGCUCUUUUGACGCUAUUACCCGACAUAUUGGAUGGAUCAUGUAUCAUCUUGAUGUAUUGGAGAAGUUGGACUAUCGAGUGUCUGACCCGACCUUGGCCCAUAUUGUUGCAGUGGUUGCCACCAUUCAUCUGCAGCACAGUUUUGUGGAGGACUUUGCCUUGCGCGAAAAGGCUAAGGCUGGAUUUGAGAAGUGUCUCGAGUUCUUGAGAUGCAUGGGUCUGACAUGGCAUGGUGUCGCAGUCAUGCAUGAGAAUCUGCGGAAGCUGCAGCAGAGUAUACAAGUUGUGCCACUAGGCAUCCAAGACCCUGGGCUGACUAGGCCAGCCCAGCAGAAGUUCUCCAUCGACACGAGACUUCUCUGGGAUAUUCUAUGUUACGAGCAAGCUGGAAGACCGGAUGCGCGCGCCGAUGAGUCUAUCUACAGCGGUCUAGCAUCAAUCCACCAGGAUCCGUCGAGAGGCGCUAAUGAUGAUGGUGAUGGAUACGAUCUGGUCGGAUCAGCCGGUAUCAUUGGGCACAAAACCGUUCCAAAGGACACACCUCUUUAUGCCCCAGGUGAGGGAGAGGUGAGCCACCCCAUAAGAGGCCGUGUCCCUUCUGAUGCUUCUGGGUUGCUGGGAUCCCUUCAGCAGAACAUUCAGGAAGGCUUUGGAUCAGCCAUGGAACCAGACAACAUCUUUCCCGAAGUACACGACUUUGGAAGGGCCAUUGAUGAGUGGUUGAGUCUUGAUUGGGGAAACACGAUGCUGUAA